AUGACGGGACGUGGAGGCGGAAGAGCAGGUGGAGGCGGACGCCGUGUGCUGCUCCCGCCCAUCAACUUUAUUUUCAAGCUUCUCCAGCAACACUCGGUUGUCCAGAUCUGGCUGUACGAGCAGCUCGCUAUCCGCAUAGAAGGCAAGAUCCGAGGAUUCGACGAGUUCAUGAACCUGGUGAUCGAUGACGCAGUCGAGGUCAAGCAAAUCACGAAGACGAAUGACAAGGAGGAGAGGAAAAACCUCGGCCAAAUCCUGUUGAAAGGCGACAACGUGUCUUUGAUCCAGAGCUUGUCAGGUUAA
Messenger RNA from Diaporthe citri, 303 nucleotides. RefSeq lists its product as uncharacterized. Gene Ontology annotation, molecular function: RNA binding. Gene Ontology annotation, biological process: spliceosomal snRNP assembly; mRNA splicing, via spliceosome. The transcript has 3 exons. Gene Ontology annotation, cellular component: precatalytic spliceosome; U2 snRNP; U5 snRNP. Lineage: Eukaryota; Fungi; Ascomycota; Sordariomycetes; Diaporthales; Diaporthaceae. The record is from RefSeq and is a predicted model, not a curated record. Bases 1 to 303 code for a protein of 100 amino acids.